This is a messenger RNA of Drosophila rhopaloa, 817 nucleotides long. RefSeq lists its product as uncharacterized. The record is from RefSeq and is a predicted model, not a curated record. The transcript is spliced from 3 exons. Bases 119 to 751 code for a protein of 210 amino acids. Lineage: Eukaryota; Metazoa; Arthropoda; Insecta; Diptera; Drosophilidae.
UUUUUCAUUUUUUUAUUUUUCAUCUUUUCAGUCCCCGGUGCUUUGCUCAAAAUUGUUCAUUUAUCCACGGGUCCCUCAUAAAUCUUUCGUGUUGUUAGCCACGUUAGCCACGUUAGCCAUGCAUCAGGUAUGGGCGAUCAACGAUCUGCUGUGCCACUUUAUGCGCAGAUACCUGCAUAUGAUGACGCCCCACUGCCAGUACUACUCCAUCUGGAAGUUCCCGACCGGCAGCCCUGGCGUUAGGGUGAAGGACUUCCUCAAGGAUCUCUCCGUUUCCAGCUGCGAUGAGAUGUUCCCCUUCAUGUUCUUCUACGUCUUCGCCAUCAGUGUGUUGGGUGUGCUCCACAACCUCAUCGAGUUCAUGCACAUCUUCGCCAAGAGGAAGGGAAUACAUGUACUGCGGAUGUGGCGACCACGGGACAUCCUAAUGUUCAGCGAUGGACAAUUGCGGCGAUUCCGACUCGUCGGGAACUUCUUCAUGAUCGUGGCGUGGUCGCUACUCCUAUACGCCCUGGUAUCCGUCAAGCCGCAGUUCAUUGAUCCCUGGGUGAUGGUUUCCGCGACCGCCACGUCCAUAGAUGGAUUCUUCCUGUUCCUGGAUGUCCUGAGGCGUCGCAGGAUGUGUGGUCUGCGUUCCUUGCUGCUCCUCUCGAUUACGUUGAUCAAUGCGUUUUGUGUCCAGUGUGUGAAGGCGUCCUUGGAGCGGAUCAUCCAUCAGAACGCUCAGCGGAAUCUCGUGUGGUGGAGGUGAUCUCCCAAAUUUUCUGUGAUUUUUAGUUUUGUGACGAAUAUAUAUAUAUAUAUAUAUCUUCGCCCA